CUUCCCCAAACUACAUCCGGUCUCUCUUAGGCUAGUGCAAUGGUCUUUGACACUUGUAAACAUGUGAACAACACGUGUGAAUAUUGUUUUACUUUACUCAUUGCUCUCUAAAUGUUGUCAAAUGCUUGUCAAUCGCUGGUUUCGGAUGUGCUCUUUGUGUAGCCGUGUAGUUCACAGCAGCACAGGACGUAGAGGAGGAUGGAGGACACCGAGCUAUGCUAGCAUCUCAAAGGUGCAACGCUGGGGUGCAGCAGCACCAAAACGCCUCUGCCACAGUAAUUUGGGGAACUUGUACAAGACUGAGUCUGUUCAGAGGUAUCUUCAGCAGCUCAUGCAGGAGUACAGAGACCUCAGCAAGAAGUUACAGCAUGCAUACCUCAGCGAGUCAGACAGAAAAGUGCUUAUAAAGAAACACACAGAGCUGCUGCCUCUGGCAAAUGUGUUUGAGAGUAUUGAACAAGCCCUGAAAGACCUCGAGGAAGUCCUCUCACUUCUGCAUAGUUUAGCUGGUGCCAAAGAUGAAGAUGAACAAUUGACCCAGCUGUUGAAAGAGGAGGAAGCAUGCAUCUCUCGCAAAAUUUUGGCCUUAAGAAAAGAUUUGAUCAAAGCUCUUGUCCCCUCGGACCCCCUCGACUCCAGUAAUAUUCUGCUGGAGGUUGUAUCAGGACGAACAACAGGAGGUGACAUCUGUCAGCAGUUCACCAGAGAAAUGUUCGAUAUGUACCAGGGUUUCGCCUCCUACAAGAACUGGGACUUUGAGGUUUUGAACUACACACCUGCAGAGUAUGGUGGUUUGCACCAUGCAGCAGUGAGAAUAGCUGGGAAAAAUGUGUAUAGACAUCUGAAGCAUGAAGGAGGAACACACCGGGUGCAAAGGAUCCCUGAGGUGGGCCUCUCCUCCAGGAUGCAGCGAAUCCACACAGGAACCAUGACCGUCAUCAUCCUGCCUCAGCCAGUGGAGUUUGAUGUCCACAUUGAUCCAAAGGAUCUUCGCAUUGACACAUUCAGAUCCCGAGGUGCUGGGGGCCAAAGUGUCAACACAACCGACAGUGCAGUGCGUGUUGUUCACCUUCCCACCGGUAUAACAGCAGAGUGUCAGCAGACUCGCUCUCAGCUGCAAAACAGAGACACCGCCAUGCGUGUGCUGAGGGCCAGACUCUACCAGAGCAUGAUGGGUAAAGACACCGAGCAGAGGCACACUGCACGAAAGCAGCAGGUGGGUACACGUUCUCAGUCAGAGAGGAUUCGUACCUACAAUUUCAGCCAGGAUCGGGUCACGGACCACAGGACUGGAUAUGUUACUAGAGACAUAAAGGAGUUCAUGAGAGGAGAGGAGGCCCUCCAUGAUCUGAUCUCUGACGUACUUGAACAUGCAGAGAGGGAGGCUCUGCUGGAGGUAGCGGAGAGCAACAGUGUGAAACCACCAGAGUCUGGACAAUCUGCAGACUAACGACCACAACUCACCAACUGUACUGAACAGACAGUGUGUCAAUUGGUGGAUGCUUUUCUCCAACACAUCUUAGUGCUGUGACUGUGUACCAGGGCUGAAAUAUAUAUAAAUGUAUUAUUUCAAUAUUAAUAUUGCAAUGUAUGCUUGUGCAAUAGUCACAUUGCAAAUUAUGCAAUUUAAGACCAACUGCAGUUCACUCAGUUUUAUUUUUGUAAUAAAAUAUUUAUUAUGUAUUUUGUGGCAUGUUAACUCCCUAAAUAAUGCUAGAGCUUUAUAAAUUAGCAAUAUUUAAUUUAUUAGCAAUAUUUAAUUUAAUUUUAAAUGAUUAAUAUUUUAAACUAAAGACAUUUUGAAAUAUCCUGUAGGACUACUCUUUGAGAUGAAAAACUAAGUUCAUGUACUUCUCAGAGUUAAGCACAUGCACUGCAUAAAAGUGAGAUGAAGUUAAAAGCUGCAUAUUUACUGAAAAUAUUGUUUUCUUGACAUACAUAUAAGUGCAUUUUACUUAAGCCAAAUAAAUACUAAGUCAAUUCUU
Molecule: messenger RNA, 1985 nt
Organism: Micropterus salmoides (largemouth bass)
Lineage: Eukaryota; Metazoa; Chordata; Actinopteri; Centrarchiformes; Centrarchidae
Gene: mtrf1
Product: mitochondrial translational release factor 1
Exons: 9
Coding region: 122-1450 (442 amino acids)
Biological process (GO): translational termination
Molecular function (GO): translation release factor activity
Source: RefSeq, a predicted model, not a curated record